CCUGCCCUAUAGGGGCUGCAUCAUUACUAAUGGGCGGUGGGAGCCCCUGGUACAGUGAGUGGGUUCCUCAGUGAGUAGGAGACUGGGUGCUGCACCCAUCCCUGCCGCACCGGCGCUGAGUUCCUGUUCCAGUUAAAGGGGCAGAGCCAGGAAACUGGACGAACCGGCGGCGGCGGCUGUUGCGCAUAUAAAGCGCUGGGAGACGCAGGUGAACGCUCAUUUCAGGUGGUUCUGCCCGGGAUCCCCCCCCCCUCCCCUUUCCAUGGAUCGGGCUCUGCAGGGGCCACAGGGGAAGCAUGGAAUGAAAGCGCCGAGCCCCUCAGUCUGAUGAAGCCUCUCCGAGCCCGGACCCGAGUCAGAGCCCCGACAUGGCUGCUCGCUGCGCUCCUCAUUCAGCAGGUGACUGACAACCAUGGUGUCACGCUUCACGUCCAGGACCCCAUCAUAAACACCACCGUGUCACAGGAUAUCGUUCUGGCCAUAGAAUGCCUGUGCAAUGGGACCCCUUCCAUCAAGUGGGAUCACAUGUCCAGCCGAGGCAUCCAGCACAUUAUCCAAUGGAAGGCGGGGUCUUACCUUAACAUCUCGCAGAGCUACAGCGACAGGGUCCACAGUUACGAGAACGGUUCUAUAAAACUGCUGAAUGUUGGAGUGAAGGACACUGGGUUUUACGUGGUGACGGUCACCGAAGAAUUUGGACUCACCAAACAUGGUACAAUUGUCCUUAAUGUUCAUGAAAUCCUCUAUGAAGACUUCUAUUUUGUGGCUGUGUUCAUUGCAUUUCUGGCUGCCGGGUCGGCGGUUUUAGUCUGUUUUCUGUGGAUUUGCAACAAAUGCGCAAAUAUUUAUCAUAAGAAAAAGCAGCUCAAAAGAGCGGAGGAGAUUGAAAUGCGAAUAAUAUCGGACCAAUGAAGCACCUGAUGUACAUGAUCUACCUCGAGAUCCACAUUCGCCAGAGGAAGAUCACUUACUUUUAUGGAAACUGUGAAAGAACUGUAAGGUUACUCUUCUAUAGGCACUGACAGUAUUCCCCACCAUUGUGUAGAGGGUUGGUAGCCUCUCUGCACUCGGGGCACUUCUGCACUGACUUUCAUGGGGGCUCAUUUACUUACAUUUGUUGUAACCCCUGGCAGCCAAUGAAACUUUUUCUUUAAUUGUUGUUCUGCAGCUGUCUGAACAAAGCUUAUCUCUGAUUGGUUGCUAUGGGUUCCUGGGGGAAAUAUCCCCCAGUUUUAGUCAAUAAGCCCAUACUGUAAAAAAAGCACUUGAUCAUGGUUUGCACAUAGGCAACUGCUGUGUACGGGGCAAGGGAUCCGGCGCCCAAUCCUAAUCUCCAGACAUUGAUCUUUUCAACUGACAGAACCAGUUGGAUGAGAUGCCAGUUGCGGCUCGGUGACGUGUCACAACGCAUCCAUAUCAAGCGGAUACACAUUGCAGGGUGGGAAUGAUAAUUUAUUUUGUGUGUGUGUGAGUGAGUGAGUCCUAUGGUGACUUUGUUUACAUUUUUAUUGUCGCUAUUUGGAAGUAAAUGAAUACAUUAGUGAG
Molecule: messenger RNA, 1545 nt
Organism: Xenopus tropicalis (tropical clawed frog)
Lineage: Eukaryota; Metazoa; Chordata; Amphibia; Anura; Pipidae
Gene: vstm5
Product: V-set and transmembrane domain containing 5
Exons: 4
Coding region: 328-912 (194 amino acids)
Source: RefSeq, a predicted model, not a curated record